Molecule: messenger RNA, 993 nt
Organism: Kogia breviceps (pygmy sperm whale)
Lineage: Eukaryota; Metazoa; Chordata; Mammalia; Artiodactyla; Physeteridae
Gene: SNAI3
Product: snail family transcriptional repressor 3
Biological process (GO): regulation of DNA-templated transcription
Molecular function (GO): DNA-binding transcription factor activity, RNA polymerase II-specific; RNA polymerase II cis-regulatory region sequence-specific DNA binding
Source: RefSeq, a predicted model, not a curated record
CCGGCGUACGCACAGUGCGACCCGCGCGAGGACACCAUGCCGCGCUCCUUUCUGGUGAAGACGCACUCCAGCCACAGGGUCCCCAACUACGGGCAGCUGGAGAGGCAGAGAGAGACCAGUGGCGCCUGUUCUGCCUGCGGGGGGCUGGUGGUGCCCCUGGUCCUCCCAGACGAGGCGGCCCCGUCCGCACCUGGCGAGCCUCCCCGGCCCUGGGACUUCACCUCCGUCGUCGCCCACGUCUCCCUGCCCCUCCCCACCUUCCUGUGUACCGAGGAAGCUCGGGGGGCCUCGGGGCCAGAUCCCCUGGAAGUCAGCCCGGCGGACCCGCGGGCCGGCCGGGCCCCCGGCGCACCUCUCAGAGACGGCCUGAAGCACCUCAGCCUGCCCCCGCUGCUGGCUCUGCCCACGUGCUGGCCCCCGGUCCCGGGCGCAGAUGGGGCCCAGGCUCCGGGCCACCUGCCAGGGGCCGAGCGGGCCCCCCGCACCCCGGCCGCAAUGGCCGGGCACCAGCAGCUGCAUUGCCACCUGCAGGCUCAACGCUGCUUCACCUGCAAGUUCUGCGACAAGGAGUAUGGCAGCCUGGGCGCCCUCAAGAUGCACAUCCGCACGCACACGCUGCCCUGCCUCUGCGCCGUGUGUGGUAAGGCCUUCUCCAGGCCCUGGCUGCUCCAGGGCCACCUCCGGACCCACACAGGUGAGAAGCCCUACACCUGCCCUCACUGCAGCAGGGCCUUCGCCGACCGCUCCAACCUGCGGGCCCACCUGCAGACGCACUCGGACACCAAGAAGUACCAGUGCAAGCGCUGCGCCAAGACCUUCUCCCGCGUGGCGCUCCUGGUGCGGCACGAGGAGGCCGGCUGCUGCGCCCCCUGAGAGGCGGAGGGGCUGCGGAGCGGGGCGUCCUGUGAGGGCGUCGCCCUUCCCUGCCCACGCGAGGGCCUUCUCUCCGGGGGUGACUCUCGUCCGGUCGCGAGCCUCCUCCGUGCCGCUCCC